AUGCCUCGUCCCGAACCAGGAGAGCCUUCCUCUGAGUCGGAGGAUGAAUAUGAAGUCGAAUUUAUAUAUGGUGCUAGAUGGACUGAGAGUGGUUGGGAGUACGAAGUUCAUUGGUAUGGAUACGACACUCAAUACGACACAUGGGAGCCCGAGGCCAAUUUGACGCAGUACGGCUCGGCGGACUUAGUGAAUCGCUUUUGGAAAGAAUUCCCGAAGAAACGUAAUUCACGUCCAAUACCUGGUACCAAAUACACCGCUGCGGCUAAGUGGCUAGUCGCAGAGCGGGAGCGUUUCCUUUCUCGGCGUCAAAAAGAUGAGCCUGUAAAAAGUCGUGGAGCAGCUACAAGAAAGUCAGGAAGACAGCCUGUUGCUCUUCAAGGAGACUCGGAGUCUGAAUCCCAGGAGGGCAGUAGCACUGACGACGAGGAUGUUCUGCAUAGCUCAAGUGACAGGGAUGAUGAAGAUGUCUUGCAAUCAUCGUCUUCAUCGUCUUCAUCAUCGUCUGAAGAUGCCCCUCUGUCAGCCCGUAGACCGUCAGCGACAACCUCCGACGUUGGUUUAAACUCAGGUGUUACCCUACAAACCCAGGCCGAACGGCGGCGCAAGCCCUUCCAAUCGGUCAAAUCUAAUACAAGGCCUCAGCUAAAGGGAUCCACCACGUCGAGAACUCCUGCCGCUUCGUCAAAGCCAUCUUCUACAUCAAAGGGACACGCAAGCACCGCUUCUCAAAUAGGCACUACAGCGUCGACAAGCACUACUCCCGAGGUUAGAAAGGUUGCAACGAUUUCUAAAGAACCCAUACCAGUUUCCCGACGGGGUAGGCAACCACUCAAUCGCCCGAACAUGGAGGCGGGAAAUAUAUCAGGCAGUUUUGUUGGAAUAGGUACUAAAGGAAAGCAGGCCGAACGAGCCGGCGAAGUAAUCGCACUGGGUAGGAAAUCCCAGGAUAGGGCCCCAGGUCCUAGUAACAUGUACGCCGGGAUGUCGAUGAGGAAAACUGCUCAGCACCCAGCCAAUCCCGGAAAUAGUGUUCCUCCUGUAGAGACGGCCGGGAGCGAACACAUUGUUGUCUCGCCAAUUGAAGUCUCGCCAACAGAACCAGGGCCCCCUCCUGCCUUCACAGCUGUUGAAAAUUUUGUUUCGGAUAUAGCGGCUGAGAUGGGCAUAACGAACAGCCGCGCUGGUAGCCCCACAGACAGUCUCUUCGAUGGCCCUUACGAACCGGACAAAACCUCAAUGCGAGCACCUGGAGACUUUAGCCAUAUGGAUGUAGAUCUGCCCGAGUUCGAUGACCCCCCGCCUCCUCCCGUAGUGAUUCAUCAGCCCCAUCGAAGGCCAAAUCCUCAACAGCCGAUUGUCUCGACCAGCUUGAAUGUCACUCGGGGCUCUGUCGACGGCCCCCUCUCUUUGGAACAUUUACUUGGCGCCUCACCAAUGGUAGCAAAUGCGCCCCAACAAAUUGCUACGCGAGUGUGGACCGGGGAACUCUACAUCACCACCUCGGAAACCGACCUCGAUAAUGGGAAUAUUGCCAAGGACGUUGCUAAUCGCGCCUGUGAAGUCAUCAUCAGUGAUACAGUGAUUCCCAACGAACAAACAGCAAAGAACUUCAAGGGUAUACUAAAUAAGUAUAUUAAAGACAAGAUGACCAUUCCUAGCGUUAUGGAUAUAAAUCUGUCGUUUGCUAUUAUCGCAUCGGGCGCAUUGAGUGUUUAUCAGGCUGCUUGGAUGACAUGCACUGAUCCGCAAGGGAGCUCAGAAUGGCAGACAUGGGACGGGCUGAUCCACAAGAUGGAGGUUUAUCUCUGGGUUUCAGAAAUCAGAAUAAUGGCCAGCAAUAACAAUGAAUUUUCCCAACGUCUGCUCCUUAUUCCUAUUACCCUUUUACGAAAGUACCGAAAUCUGCCUGCGUUGAGUGGGAUCUGCGAAUACUUUAAGGAUCAAGCCUAUGCACAGACCCCUAGUUUUGUCGUGUUGAUGCUCAAGAAGGAAGUUGGUUCCCUCUCUGAUGAGGAGGAGCCGCCCCCAAUUCAAGUCUCGCAGCUUCCCAAGUACUGGCAACAAAUCCCACCCGAGAUGAAGCCUUCGUUCGCGGGGGUCAACUGCCUAGUUUUCCCCUCUAGAGAGUUUGAUCACGACUAUGAGGUCCGUUUGAUGCGACACCAAUUGCGUCAAUGCGGUGCCCAUGUAAUCGAAGGGGGCGAUCCCAAAGAUACUGCAGGCGCGAUCUUCAUCCACCGUCGAUACAUGGAUAAUAUUGCAGGGCUGGCAGGGCUUUCGCUUCGUAAAUGCAAGUACAGGAUCCGAUUUUAUGUGUACGGUAGCGGCGGGAAUUGGAAAACUGCGGAUUGGGAGCUGAAGGAGAUUUGGAAGUGGGGUGGAAUGGUGACAUUUACGCCGGCUGCAUUGAUCGAAGACCCGUGGACUGUGAAGAAAGUUGUUGAGGCUCUGGAAGGGAAACCGUUUUGGGAAACUUAUAUCGAACCAAAGACAAUAGGAAUACUGUCAUUGAAUGCGCGAAAGGCUCAGGAAUCCGAGCUUUCUUGGGCAUUGGACGUACUAAUGACCGAACUCGUCACUUCCACCGAAUUCGCAUUUUACAACCUCGCACUAACAGCACCUCCCAAAUGGGGCCUCUUGGAAGAGUACGAAUGGGCUCAGGCCCAAGUCGAACGAACGUUCAUCCAAGAUGGAGACGAGCUCCGCAAGUCAUGUGAAGAUGAGAUUUUAGAGGAGUACAAGGAGCUUGCGAAAGCCAGUUUAGAAAAGGAGGAAGAAAUUAAGAAAGCAGAGGUGGAGAGAAAGAAGAAAGAGGCAGAGGCUAAGCGGAAGGAGAAGGAGAAUGCGAGUAGCGGGUGGGGAAACAAUGGUUGGGGGUCUGGAAGUGGUUGGGGUGGUGGCGAUAGUGGUGCGGUUGAUAACGCUUGGGGAUCUAGCACUAGUACUAGCGACGAAAGUCCAUGGGGAACUGGGGCCAACGAUAAUCCAUGGGGCAAUCCAAGUGAAUCCAACAACGAUCCUUGGCGUGUGGAGGCCAGCUCCGCUUCUGCGACUACCGCUGCUAAACCUGCUGAAAUUGACCUCUCCAAGAUGGGCGACGAGAAUCAUAUCUCAAACAUGAGCAAUCAGGUGAUUCAAGGCCUUAAAUGGUUCCAAAUCCAGCCGUGUUUUAUGCUCGAGACCAGGCGGUUUGUGGUCAUUGACUCGAGUAAAAGAGAGGCGAAGUUGGGGUCUGACAGGCUGGAGGUUGAGCUUUAUACGGCGGAUACAUUUGUGAAGCACCUUAAGCAAGAUAGGUGGUGGUAA
Messenger RNA from Rhizoctonia solani, 3306 nucleotides. RefSeq names its product chromo domain protein. Bases 1 to 3306 code for a protein of 1101 amino acids. Gene Ontology annotation, molecular function: chromatin binding. NCBI's taxonomy places the organism in Eukaryota, Fungi, Basidiomycota, Agaricomycetes, Cantharellales, Ceratobasidiaceae. The record is from RefSeq and is a predicted model, not a curated record. Gene Ontology annotation, biological process: negative regulation of transcription by RNA polymerase II; chromatin organization. The transcript has 14 exons. Gene Ontology annotation, cellular component: pericentric heterochromatin.